Rhopilema esculentum is the source of this 657-nucleotide messenger RNA. NCBI's taxonomy places the organism in Eukaryota, Metazoa, Cnidaria, Scyphozoa, Rhizostomeae, Rhizostomatidae. The record is from RefSeq and is a predicted model, not a curated record.
AUGUUGGGGUUUUUUGUUCUUAGCAAGGUAGCAAGCACAACAAGCACAACAAGCACAGCAAGCACAACAAGCACAGCAAGCAUAGCAAGCACAGCAAACAAGCACAGCAAGCAAGCAAGUCAUUCAAGCAAGCAAGCGAGCAAGCAAGUCAUUCAAGCAAGCAAGCAAGCAAGUCAUUCAAGCAAGCAAGCGAGCAAGCAAGUCAUUCAAGCAAGCAAGCAAGCAAGCGAGCAAGCAAGUCAUUCAAGCAAGCAAGCAAGCAAGUCAUUCAAGCAAGCAAGCGAGCAAGCAAGUCAUUCAAGCAAGCAAGCAAGCAAGUCAUUCAAGCAAGCAAGCAAGCAAGUCAUUCAAGCAAGCAAGCGAGCAAGUCAUUCAAGCAAGCAAGCGAGCAAGCAAGUCAUUCAAGCAAGCAAGCAAGCAAGUCAUUCAAGCAAGCAAGCAAGCAAGCGAGCAAGCAAGUCAUUCAAGCAAGCGAGCAAGCAAGUCAUUCAAGCAAGCGAGCAAGCAAGUCAUUCAAGCAAGCAAGCAAGCAAGUCAUUCAAGCAAGCAAGCGAGCAAGCAAGUCAUUCAAGCAAGCAAGCAAGCAAGUCAUUCACAAGCAAGCGAGCAAGGCAAGCCACGAAAGCAGACAAGCAUAUUCAGUCAGAGUUUCUUUAA